AUGCGGCCCGCCCCGACUGCGCUGUGGCUGCGCCUGGCCUUGGCCCUGGGCCUGGCCCUCGUUGGGCCCCUGGCUGGGGGGCGGGCCUCUGUCCGGGCCCCCAUCUACGUCAGCAGCUGGGCCGUGCGGGUGUCCCAGGGCUACCGGGAGGCCGAGCGCCUGGCUCGUAAAUUCGGCUUCGUCAACCUGGGGGAGAUCUUCCCUGAUGGGCAGUACUUCCACCUGCGGCACCGGGGUGUGGUCCAGCAGUCCCUGACCCCACACUGGGGCCACCAUUUGCGCCUGAAGAGAGAACCCAAGGUGCAGUGGUUCGAGCAGCAGACGCUGCGGCGGCGGGUGAAGCGCUCCCUGGCCGUGCCCUCGGACCCCUGGUUCCCCCAGCAGUGGUACAUGAACAACGAGAUGCAGUCGGACCUGAACGUCCUGCAGGUGUGGAACCAGGGCCUGACCGGCCAGGGCGUCGUGGUCUCCGUGCUGGACGACGGCAUCGAAAAGGACCACCCAGACCUCUGGGCCAAUUACGACCCCCUGGCCAGCUACGACUUCAAUGACUACGACCCCGACCCUCAGCCUCGCUACACGCCCAGCGACGAGAACCGGCACGGGACCCGCUGCGCCGGCGAGGUGGCCGCCGUGGCCAACAACGGCUUCUGCGGCACGGGCGUGGCCUUCAACGCCCGCAUCGGAGGCGUGCGCAUGCUCGAUGGCACCAUCACGGACGUGGUCGAGGCCCAGUCGCUGAGCCUACAGCCGCAGCACAUCCACGUGUACAGCGCCAGCUGGGGCCCGGAGGACGACGGCCGCACGGUGGACGGCCCGGGCGUCCUCACCCGCGAGGCCUUCUGGCGCGGCGUGACCCAGGGCCGCGGCGGGCUGGGCGCGCUGUUCGUCUGGGCAUCGGGCAACGGCGGGCUACACUAUGACAACUGUGACUGCGACGGCUACACCAACAGCAUCUACACGCUGUCCGUGGGCAGCGCCACGCAGCAGGGCCGCGUGCCCUGGUACAGCGAGGCCUGCGCCUCCACGCUCACCACCACCUACAGCAGCGGCGUGGCCACCGACCCACAGAUCGUCACCACGGACCUGCACCACCAGUGCACGGACAAGCACACGGGCACCUCGGCGUCAGCCCCGCUGGCUGCCGGCAUGAUCGCCCUGGCCCUGGAGGCGAACCCGUUCCUGACCUGGAGGGACAUGCAGCACCUGGUGGUCCGCGCGUCCAAGCCGGCCCAGCUGCAGGCCGAGGACUGGAGGACUAACGGCGUGGGGCGCCGAGUGAGCCACCAUUACGGCUACGGGCUGCUGGACGCCGGGCGACUGGUGGACUUGGCCCGCACCUGGCUGCCCACGCAGCCCCAGAAGAAGUGCGCCAUCCGCGUCGUUCACAGCCCCACCCCCAUCCUGCGGCUGAUGCACGUGACCAGGAACUUGUCGGCCUGCGCCGGCCGUGGCAACUGGAUCCGCUCCCUGGAGCACGUGCAGGUGCAGCUGUCGCUGACCUACAGCCGCCGCGGGGACCUGCAGAUCUCGCUCACCAGCCCCAUGGGCACGCGCUCCACGCUCGUGGCCAUCAGGGACGCUGUACCGCUACACGCUGCUGCUGUACGGGACGGCCGAGGACAUGACCGCGCGGCCCCCGGGCCCCCAGGUGACCAGCAGCGUGCGUGUGCAGCGGGACACAGAGGGGCCGUGCCAGGGUGA
Messenger RNA from Lepus europaeus (European hare), 1704 nucleotides. It is a transcript of the gene PCSK4, whose product is annotated as proprotein convertase subtilisin/kexin type 4. NCBI's taxonomy places the organism in Eukaryota, Metazoa, Chordata, Mammalia, Lagomorpha, Leporidae. Gene Ontology annotation, biological process: peptide hormone processing. Gene Ontology annotation, cellular component: trans-Golgi network; Golgi membrane. The coding region runs from base 1 to 1704 and encodes 567 amino acids. The transcript is spliced from 13 exons. Gene Ontology annotation, molecular function: serine-type endopeptidase activity. The record is from RefSeq and is a predicted model, not a curated record.